UGACCUGAGUGACCAAAAUGGCGGCGGACGCGGGAAACUUGGUGACCGAACAGCUGAUCGAAUGCAUGAAUUUCGCGGCCGUGAAGCACAAGAAUCAGCGCAGGAAAGAUCCCGACAAGACUCCGUACAUCAACCACCCUAUAGGUGUCGCCUACAUUCUGAUGAAGGAAGGUGGAAUCACAGAUGUCCAGGUGCUACAGGCUGCCUUGUUACAUGACACAGUGGAAGACACUGAAACCAGCUUCGAGGAGAUCGAAGAACUCUUUGGCGCGGAGGUUCGCGGCAUCGUCGCUGAAGUCACAGACGACAAGACGCUACCCAAGAUGGAGCGCAAACGUCUUCAAGUGGUCAACGCCCCCAAGAAGAGCCACAAGGCCAAACUGGUGAAGCUUGCUGACAAGUUGUACAACCUACGUGAUCUGGAGAGAGCAACUCCGGAGGGAUGGACGGCAGAACGCGUGACCGAAUAUUUCCGUUGGGCCGCGCAGGUCGUCGAAGGGUUGAGGGGAACCAAUGAGGCGUUAGAACACAUACUUGACGAACUGUUUAAGGCGAAAGGAAUCUUGCCUGAAACAUGAUGAUCAUUAAUAUGUUGUCAUGAUUAUGUUUACCUUUGCAGAAGGAAAACAUAUUGUUUUUGCUCUGUUUCUUCUUUUCUUCUUCUCCAA
This is a messenger RNA of Branchiostoma belcheri (Belcher's lancelet), 668 nucleotides long. RefSeq names its product guanosine-3',5'-bis(diphosphate) 3'-pyrophosphohydrolase MESH1-like. Bases 18 to 578 code for a protein of 186 amino acids. Lineage: Eukaryota; Metazoa; Chordata; Leptocardii; Amphioxiformes; Branchiostomatidae. Gene Ontology annotation, molecular function: guanosine-3',5'-bis(diphosphate) 3'-diphosphatase activity. The transcript has 3 exons. The record is from RefSeq and is a predicted model, not a curated record.